AGCCAUUAGGGUUUUCCCCGUAGUUGCCGUGCUUUAUAUACCCUUGUCACGCGCUCCUACCGCCUUCUCCACCUCGUGCCGCCGCCGCCGCAGGAGCAUCUCAACUCCGCCUCGAGCCCCACCAGCUCGCCGGUCUCAGCCAUGGUGAAGUACUCGAGGGAGCCGACCAACCCCACCAAGUCCGCCAAGGCCAUGGGUCGUGACCUCCGUGUUCACUUCAAGAACACCCGCGAGACAGCUUUUGCCCUCAGGAAGCUGUCACUCACCAAGGCCAAAAGGUACCUUGAGGAUGUGAUUGCCCACAAGCAGGCCAUCCCGUUCCGCAGGUAUUGUGGUGGUGUUGGGCGAACUGCUCAGGCUAAGUCUCGCCACUCAAAUGGGCAGGGACGCUGGCCUGUCAAGUCUGCUAAAUUCAUUCUGGACCUUCUCAAGAAUGCAGAGAGCAAUGCUGAGGUAAAAGGUCUUGAUGUGGAUACCCUCUAUGUGUCGCACAUUCAAGUGAACCAGGCUCAGAAGCAGAGGCGCAGGACCUACCGCGCUCAUGGACGCAUCAACCCUUACAUGUCCUCCCCGUGCCACAUCGAGCUCAUCUUGUCAGAGAAGGAAGAGCCUGUGAAGAAAGAGGCUGAGUCUCAGAUUGCAACCAGGAAGGCUUAGAGAAGGGAUCAUCUUCUGUGAUUGGCUGAGUGAAAAUUUUGGCUGAUUAUUUGUCAUCUUAUAUUGUAUCUGAGUAUUGUUCGCUAGUGCUUUGUUACUUUGAUCACUACCUGAACUGCACAUACAAUUCACCAGUCUUGAGAAUUGUCUCGGGUUUUCAUAUUUUGUGCUGAUGGUGAUGUCACUGAUCGUGUUAAUUUGCAAUUUUGCUGGUA
Molecule: messenger RNA, 872 nt
Organism: Sorghum bicolor (sorghum)
Lineage: Eukaryota; Viridiplantae; Streptophyta; Magnoliopsida; Poales; Poaceae
Product: 60S ribosomal protein L17
Exons: 7
Coding region: 142-657 (171 amino acids)
Biological process (GO): cytoplasmic translation
Cellular component (GO): cytosolic large ribosomal subunit; ribosome
Molecular function (GO): structural constituent of ribosome
Source: RefSeq, a predicted model, not a curated record